AAAUUGAAAAAAUAAACAACGAAAAUUAUCAAUAUAAUGAUUGCCUCAACUAGUGAACAACAACAAAUGACUACUUCAAGUUUUGUUAAUAAUAAAACUUUGUUUAUAAAGGAGGAAAGAGAAGAAAAUAUUAAAGAAGCAGAUGGAGAGGAGAAUAAUGGAGAUAAACAGAACUCAACAGAACAAUUACAACAACAAUUUAAUUUUCAUUUUAAUAAUAUUCCUCAAACAACGAAAAGAGAAGAAGAGGAAGAAAUUGUAAAUACAGAAAUAAAAACUCAACAAAAUUUAAUUUUUAACGAAGAAAAUAUUAAAAAAGAAGAAAAAGAUGUUGAAAUUAAAAACGAAUCCACGGAAAAAUCAGUUGGAAAUGUUUUAGAAUCCUCUUCUUCUACACAAACUACAACACUACUUAAUUCUGAUUGCUCAUUAAUUGGAAAAGAUUCACAGCCAAGCUCCUCAAAUAAUUUGCAUCAACAAAAACCUAAAUACAAACGAAGACUUGCUUCUACUAAAUGUGGAAAUGGAAAACUGAUUCCGUCUUUGAAAAAUUCUGAAACAACUUUACUGGACCAAAAACAACAGGAAGACAAAAACAACACCUCUUCUUCGUUCGAUUCCCUUUUUGAUUUUUUAAACCAACCAGAAACAACUUGUAAAAACACAAACACCAGAACAAAUACAAAAACAUCAAAGAAUUCACGCCAAACAAACACUCAACAACAACAACAAACAAAAACAACAUCAAUAUCUUCUCAACAACAAUUCUGUCAGCAAUUAGCAGAAUUAUUUACUAGUGGAUUACAACAACUACUUUCUUUAGGUGCUUCAGCUUCUUCUGCUAGCAAUAUACCGAAUCCUUUCGAUUCUAUUAGUGUAGAGGAAUUGGGGAAAAUGGUGUUGGAACAAAUGUGUAAAGAGGUUGGAGAUCAAGCUUAUAACAUCCUUGGUGGAUUAACACAACAAUUUGUCCAACAAGGAAAAGACCAGCAUCAACAACACUUUACUCCCCAACAACAACCAGAAUUAACACAAAACAUUAUUUCCUCAUUAAAUAAUAAUUUUAAUUUUAUUGUUGGAGGAGAAGAACAACAAAAACAAUUUUGGCAAACAUUACAACAAUUUUCUUUUAAUAAUAAUUAUACAAAUAAUGAUUCUGGUAUUUUUAUGGAUAAUGAUGGAGGAGGUGAUAAUGAAGUGUUGUCAGAACAAAUUAAGCGAGAAAUAAAAGAUAAUAACAACGAAUUAAUAAACAACAAUGAACAAGGGUUGAACUGCAGUUUCCCUCAACAACAAAAUUCAUUUAUUCCACUCUUCGAAAAUUUUUUCAAUCAAAACAACCAACAAACUCUUCCCUCCAAUUUUUUCACUGAUUGCCUUCAACGAAUAACAACAAAUAAUACCUCUGUAGGAGAAAGUUUUCCUCAAUUAGUAGAAAUGUUUGCAGCUUUUCAAUGUUGGCAAUUAUUACAACAACAACAAAAUAAUCAACAAACAUUUUCUUCUGAAACUCUUCCAAACACAGUAUUGCCCUCUCAAUACACCACACCUGUCGAUAUCAACAACCACCCAAUAUCAACGCAAACAUCAACAAAAACAUUGUCAGAAUCCAAACAUAAACGGAAUAAUAAAGAUAAAACAAACUCCAACAAAAAACACCAACAAAACAUUAACGAAACACAACAAAUUUUACCUCAGCAACACACAUUUAAUUCUGAACAAACAAACAUUGAAAAACAUAAUAACAACGAUGUUUUGUUUAAUAACAACAACCAAACAACUUUUAAUGAACAACAACAAUUAAUUACAACACUAAUUUCACAAUUGUUUGGCCAACAACAAAACAUCCAAACAAACAUUCAACAAAACACCGAACAUCAAAACAUUCAACAAAACAUCCAACAAAACAAUCAACUUGCCUCACCAUUAUCUCUAGGGUUUUUGCCUUUAUUUAAUUGUGACGAACAACAACAAGAAUUUUUAAAACAAAUGUUUGAGCAACAACAAAACAUUAACAACAACAAUAACAACAUUUGUUGGAAAGAAAACAAAGAAGAAAAUAAUGAGUGUCAAAUGAACAUUGAAGAAAAAGAGGAAAAUAGAGAAGAAUAUAAAAAUGAGAAUGGACUUAACAUGUUGUCUGUUAAUCAACAACAAAAACACCAACAAAAACGGCUCAAAAAAAUUUCAAAAAAUUCUUCAAAUAUUCAAAAAAUUCCUACUACUUGCUCUUCUUUAAAUAUCCCUUCUGUUACAGGAGCAUUGACCGUUAAAAGCGAAAAAUCGUUAGGUGCCCUUCUUCUUCAAGAUCGUGAUGGAAUCGAACGUAUAGAAGAAUUGGACGAAUUGGCUGAAUUUUCCAAUUGUUUUAAGAAGCAAAGAAUUAAGCAUGGUUUUACACAAGGCGAUGUUGGUGUUGCACUUGGUAAACGAUAUGGCACAGAUUUUUCACAGACAACUAUUUCCCGCUUUGAAGCACUCAACCUUUCCUACAAAAAUAUGUGCAAAUUACGCCCUCUUCUAGAAGAUUGGCUACACGAAACUGAUCGUCUUAUAACUGCAGGUGCUAGUGUUCAAGAUAUUAUGGAAGGUGUGGCGAUACAACGAGUGACAAUGCUUUCAUCGAAACCGGCAUCUUCCUCUUUAAAUUCUAAUGUUGUCUCAUCAAGUACUGAUGGAUUCCCUCAAAUGUUUGAACAGGUUGUUGUUGUCAAUUCUACUACUAAAUUGUUGCAUUUAUUACAUGAUGAUCAAAUCAAUUUGGCCAACCAAAAAACUUUUUUUAUUUCUUCUCUUUCAAGAAGAAGACCAUUUUUACCACCUAUUUAUUCAAUGACUACUCAAACAAAAAUUGAAUUUGAGUCGAAGUUGCCUUCACUUCCCCCUCUUCCCCUUCCUCCUCUUUCUUCUAUUCAUCUUCCAUUUACUCUUCCUAUUCACCCUCGUCUUCCCCUUCCUCUUCCACCUCCUCUUCCAUUGUUUUCUAUUCAUUCCCCCACCCUUCCUUCUUCUUCUUCCCGUCUUCCUCUAUUUUCUUCCAUUUAUUCUUUAUCCCCCAAAAUGUCUAUAUUAUCCUCCCCUCAUCUCAACAAUUACUCCAAUGAUUUUUUAAAUCGUAUUAAACAAUUCCCCUACAUUGAUGACAACAAUUUAAAUCAAAAUAAUAAACAACACAACAAUAAUUGUUUGAUCUGCAAUAAAAUUGUCAAGUCUCUUCCUCAAAAUCAUUCUCAAAAGUCGAAGAGAAAAUAUUUUUUAAGUCAACGGAUUAGAACAUUGUUUUCUUUUGUUUGUUGCUUCCGUCCUUUAUUUGAAUUAAAGGAAACUAAAAAUAGUAGAAGAACAAUGAUAAAAUCAAAUGAAGAGGAGGAAAAAGGAGAAGAUGAAGAAAAAGGAAAAGAUGAGGAAGUGGAAAGAGAUGAAGAGACGAAAGAAGAUGGAAAGGAGGAGAAUGAAGAUACACAAAAGAAUGGAAAUGAAGAAAUUGGAGAGGAAGGAAUGGAAGAGGACGGAAGAAGAAGAGUUGCAGGUCAAAAUGAAGGAGACGAAAAGGAAGCGAAAGAUGAAGAAAAUCAAAUUGAUAAAAAUGAAGAACAACCUCAAUCCUCUUCUCAUCCACUUGAAACUUUGCUUCAUUUUGAAGAUGAGGAGGAAGAAGAAUGUAUCGUCUCAGAAUGUUUUCAAAUAAAUCCAAUAGCUAUAGACGAUCCGUUUUUUAAUUAUUGGAAUAACCAACAAUGGAAUUGUCAAGAACGCCCAGUACAAAUUGAUUUGGGAUUUGCUGAUCGAAUAAAAACUUUUUGGAACGGGGACUGGUGGAAUAAUACAAAAUGGUCUUCUGGGACUGAUUGGCAUGAGCUUAUAGGGAAUUUAGAGUUUUCGCCUGUUUAUGGACAUUCUGAAGCAGCUAACGGUUUGUGGAGUUUACCAGAGGUGUGCCGAAACACUAAUUUUAAAAGCGAAAGAUGAAAAGGCGAAACUGAUUUUAAAAGGUGAAAGAUGAAACGCGAAAGUCAAUUUAAAAGCGAAAUGCGAAACACCUAAAAACUCGAAAUUCUACAAAAUACGAAACGGCACACCUCUGCUGUUCACAAACACAUACCCCUUAAUCUGCAAACCAUUUUUAGAUGAAUGGAAUAGACAAGAAUGGAAGAAUAAUCAUCAUUCUGAGGAAGAAAAUGAAAAUAAUAAUUCUGAAGGAAUAAUUUCUUUAUUUUCUGCGGCGGUGGCUUUUAGUGCAUUUACUGAUACG
Molecule: messenger RNA, 4252 nt
Organism: Meloidogyne enterolobii
Lineage: Eukaryota; Metazoa; Nematoda; Chromadorea; Rhabditida; Meloidogynidae
Source: the annotation of a GenBank genome assembly